UACUUCUAUCUUUUCCGGUAUUUGAAUAAUUUACUCAAGAAAUCGUAUCUAUUGAACUGCCUGUGUAUCAAUAAAAGUUUCACAGAUAUUUGAAAGUUUUUCUAAAUGGAAUAACAAGUGGAAAGUUGAAAUGAAUCGAGUCAUUUUCCGCUUUUUGGCCUUAAUACACGUUACAGGUGUAUUCUUGGUAAAAGGCCUAAUCAACUCGGAUCGCCUGAUUUAUAUCGAAGGCUUACCCGCCGACCACAAAGACGGCUGGAAAGUGUCGUACAAAUUCAUGUAUCCCGACGAAUGCAACCAAUACUGUGUGAACACCAAAAGCUGUGAAUCAUUCAGCUGGAACUCUCAAAACAGUGACUGCCGUUUUUAUCCUUGGGCUCUAGACCCCCAAUACUUCUCGAAAGUCUCUCGAACCUACUGGUACGUGAAAAACUUCCGAGAAGUUCGAAGUAAUUUUGGCGCUGCUUCACUUAAGAUGAACGCAAACAAUAACUACUUGGAACAGCAGCCACAAAGUUUGGAAACUACAAGUGGAACUACGAGUCUGACUUCGAGAUACACGACAAGUCUAACAACUCCAGGAAACACAUCGCAGACUACUAGUUUGACUACAAGUUCAACUACCAGUCCGACUACAAGCUUGACCACAAGCUCGACUACUAGUUCCACGAGCAGUUCGACAACUAGUUCAACUACUAGUUCCACCACAAGCUCAACGACUAGCAGUACGACAAGCUCCACUACUAGUUCGACUACGAGCUACACGUCUAGUCACACUACAAGCUCAACGACAAGCUCAACGUCUAGUGGCACGACAAGUGUCACACUUCCAUACGUGACUCCGAUUCCACCGAUGCAGGUGCAUGGCAUUGAACCUGGGUACGGAUUCCUGGUCGUGUCCGACAGCCAGUUUGUUUUGUUGCCGACGUUGCAACUGGUCAUAAUUUCGGAGCAUGCAACUUUCUCCCAGAAUGCAAAGUAUAUCUGUCAGACGCCCAUUCAUGUGGUGGAUACCCCUGAAACGGGCGUGCAAUACCUGAAUGAUUUCCAACCGCCAUGGAGAGCAGACUAUUUUGCCAUCCAAAACAGAAAUGGCGACUUCUACUGUUACCAACGGACCGGGCCGCAGCCUAACGUGUGGAGUUAUGACGACGCCCACUGCCAACAACUCAACCACUUUUUCUGCCUAUCGACCACUCCCCUAACUGCACAACAAUCAGAACAGGUAUACACUGCCUUCGUGGACUUCUACAUCCCCCACGGCCCCAACACAACUGCCGUGUCCUCUGAUAACAUUAAUGGCUUCCAUUACCUCGAGAAUGGACUGUAUGGCCUCUUCCCCUCCGAAGACAUUGUCAAGUUCAUGGACGUCAAAGAUGCUAAUUGUGGCUCUGAAGCCUCAAACGUGUUCAGUGGCAACUCAUCGGGCCAAGAAAUGGCUGAGAUACUCUAUGCUCCCCCUGAUGUCUUCACACUUGUCCUCAAGGACGACACAGGAGCUGAAAAGUGUUGGGAGAGACAGGGUAGUCUGACAGAGAGUAAUUGGCUUCAAGAUGGUCCAUCCUGCUUAGAUCCAAAUGCACAAAAACACACUCUGUGUCUCGUGGAUGCAACUUCAAUUCAGAGAACCACAGUCCAGGGUUGGGGAUAUGAUGGAAUAAAGCACAUAACUCCCCUUUUUGUUUCUGUUCAAGCCCUGUAUGGUGACAACGCGAUCAAUAUCAUCGACGAUGCGAACAUGGCUUCAGAAAUGAUACAGGCACUCGGGUUCGAGCAGAAUUCGGCAACUGUCAUCCAUCUACAUGACAGAGUAGGGCGCAGAAUUAUGUUCAAAUUCGGAAUUCGCAUUGAGCGGCUUAAAGUGGCAUUUUUGGCUCAAUGA
Symsagittifera roscoffensis is the source of this 1882-nucleotide messenger RNA. RefSeq lists its product as uncharacterized. The transcript is spliced from 8 exons. Lineage: Eukaryota; Metazoa; Xenacoelomorpha; Acoela; Convolutidae. The coding region runs from base 131 to 1882 and encodes 583 amino acids. The record is from RefSeq and is a predicted model, not a curated record.